Messenger RNA from Xyrauchen texanus (razorback sucker), 2605 nucleotides. Its product is annotated as rho-related GTP-binding protein RhoF-like. Lineage: Eukaryota; Metazoa; Chordata; Actinopteri; Cypriniformes; Catostomidae. Gene Ontology annotation, molecular function: GTPase activity; GTP binding. Gene Ontology annotation, biological process: cell migration; small GTPase-mediated signal transduction. The coding region runs from base 281 to 910 and encodes 209 amino acids. The record is from RefSeq and is a predicted model, not a curated record. The transcript has 5 exons.
CGUGUAGUAGGGACAGGAAAGGCACAUGUUUAGCAGGCUCAAUUACAGCAACAUGCUCUGAUCUGCUGUAUAUUUUACUUGAAAACAUAGUCACAUGGUUUGACAAAACAAAAGAAAUUCAAGCGAGAGGAGGAGGAAAUGAGGACCGGAUAGCAGCAUGCUUACCUGGCAUAACUUUACUUUCGCAUUAUGCUCACACUCAUGAAUUUACCUGACACAUCUGUGCACUUGGGCACCUGUUGGAGGAACUGACCUGGCCUUUGCGGCCUCACUUAAGGAGAUGACACAGAAUGGGACUAAAGCCUACAAUGGCACUCAUACUGAUGCUCUCAAAAUUGUGAUCGUUGGAGAUGGGGGUUGUGGAAAGACAUCCCUGCUUAUGGUAUACGCCAAAGGAGAUUUCCCAGAGAAAUAUGCUCCAUCUGUGUUUGACAAAUAUGUCACCACUGUGUCUUAUGGAGGUAAAGACAUACAGUUGAAUCUUUAUGAUACAGCAGGCCAAGAAGACUAUGAUCGCUUGAGGCCGCUCUCCUAUCAAGAUGUAAACCUCAUUAUCAUCUGCUAUGAUGUAACAAAUCCAACUUCUUUCGACAAUGUGAUGAUAAAGUGGUACCCUGAGGUCCGUCAUUUCUGCAGAGAUGUUCCCAUUAUCCUCAUAGGGUGCAAGACAGACCUGCGAAAGGACAAAGAGAGGACAAGGAAUCUCAAAGCCUUGGAUUUGGCCCCCAUCACCUAUCUUCAGGGCGACGAGACCAAGAUGCAAAUGAACGCUGAAAUAUACCUGGAGUGUUCGGCAAAAUAUAGAGAAAACGUUGAGGACAUUUUCAGAGAGGCAACCAAACGGGCGUUAGCAGCAAGGGCUAAAGCAAAUCAUGCCCACAAAAAGAAGAGACGUUGCACCAUUCUGUGACCAUUGCAGGAAGAACAGACAGCGAAAACACAUCUUCGUUCACUUUUUGAUACGAACUACAAUAUGUUGUAUACAAUCAAAAAACAUUUGUAAUGCCCCUCAGAAAUGGUUAAGCUGUCUCGAAGGAGUAUUUUUUAUAAGGACAUGAGGAGUGUGUUCUCUCACAGUCCUUCCUGCAAGAAAGACUUAUGGUGCGUUCACAUACAGCGCAAUUACAUACAAAGAAUUGCAAAGCCGGGCGGCGCGAAUUAAGCGAAUGGCACGACUCGAAAUCACUUAAUUCGCAUAAAAAUCCGUAUGGCACGUUGUCGCGAAAGCCUAUCACCAUUGAGAUUGUCCGGGUGUCACUGAUGUAGUAGCAGAAAAAAUCUGGAAAAAUGAAUGAAAAAAUUGUUGUAGCGGUAUGUGUGGGCAUUGUAUGACACAACGUCAUACAUGUACAGAGACCGGACGAAAAAAGACAUCGCUUGGAGGAAAGUGAGCGAGGAAGUUGGACUACCUGGAAAGUUCUGAAAAUAUGUGUGUCUACUUGAUUCCAGCAAUUGGUUGUACUUUACUAUGAACCAAGUCGUAGCCUCCUGUCCUUUUCCGGAAGCGAAGGGGGAAUACUCGCGGGUUCGCGUUACUCACGUGAACGCAAGUUUAAACACACAUUUAUAAUCCAGCGGAGCAAAGCAAGGAGAAAAAAUUAUUUGCGUUGUUUGUGCACGCACCAUUAGUGUUUGACUUAGUUAUAUGACUUCAUGGAAACUUAUCUUCCACAAUUGUAGAUCCAAUAAGACAUGGACAAAACUGGAGUAAAUGCUGCUGUUGUUUUAGGGAAGACCACAAAAAGUUUGGCGCCACUUUGUUGUUACAAUCUUUGUGUUUUAUGAUGCUUUACUGUUUUAACACACAUCUAAUUUUAUGUAGUUCAUUUAAUUUUGUAACUCCUACGUACUAGGAUAUAACAUGUUAUUGAGGGUAUAUUGAGGCAAAUAAAAAACUUUACGUUCAUAACUCGGGAUGAGAGAACUGUACUGAGCAUGUGCGGUAUAACUGUCAUCAGUCUAGUUUGUUUGUGAUUGAAGAAAUUUUGUGUUGCAAUUGCCCCAGUUUCACCUGCUUACACAAUAGUUUAAAUGCAGUUACAAUAUUGUGACAUGGGGUUCCAAAUCUGCCUUUGAUUGUCUUUGUUUUCAGAUGUAUAUUUGGAGAAAUAUCACAAGGUGCUGUAAGCGAUUUUUACUAUUCCCUAAACAUUAUUAAUGAAAUAAGUGUCAUGAGAUAUCUCACCUAUCUCUGGGAAAAGCAAACAAAAAUGUUUCUUCUUUCUGCCUACCGAUCAUAGUAUUGUAAUAGCAGCAAAUUAGUGAGGCUUAAUGCCAUUUUAUUCCAUGUUGUUCAUAACAGUUGCCAGUUGAGUGUGCUAUUUUGCUGCUGAUGUUUUUGACAACCGUUUCUGCUCGAUGUCGGUGUUAAUAAAGCUCAUUUGGUAUCUUUUGAGUGCGGGUUUUAGAAAUAGAGGGUGUGGCUAAUACAUUGGCUCAGCUUGUGGAAAUUCUAGAAUGCGUACAGCACCAUUAACUGUAGACUACCACCAUUUUUGCCACUUUAACUGGAAUUUUAAAUAUAAUAUUCAAGUUCUCACGUGUUCAAAUCUCAUCUAGGGGCCAGAAAGUGCUGAAUUAGAUAUCAUACAUGCAAUGUAAAACA